CUUAGUAAGAUAGUGAUUAAGAACUAGCUAAAGUAUAAUUUAUAGUAAAACCAUUACCAGCAGCUUUAAACUUCUAAAUUGAUAUUAAUUCUGGGUUGUAAAUUACAAAUGAUGGUGUUAUUAGGCAUUUCAUAUCACUUUAUCCAGUUUAUUUUGGGUUUAACUAAUAUGAAACCUAUUAAAUAGAAGAUCUUUCAGAUAAUUAUGGUUUGGUCAAAAUAAAAUAGUAUGGUAUAGAAAAAUUAUCAUUCAGCAGUUAUUAGUAUGCUUUAUAAUUUCUUUAGCAUAUGCCAAAUAUCUAGCUGCAAUUAGCAAAUCAUGUAUUUAGCCUUUGUGAAGCUUAUAUUGAUUAAGUAAACUAAUAUUAAGCAAAGCAAUAAAUAUCUGAAGCUACUUAUUAAUAAAAAGAAGAGGAGUUUGAGAGGUUCUAGUAAAUGUGUAUGCUAUUUCUUUAAUAGAUUAGCAAAUAAAAUAGCAAUUUAAUGUACACCUACUAAAUAGCGAGAUUAAGUUAAAAGCAUAAUGGUUUAGAUUUGUAAAAUUAUGGAUAUUCAAAAUCAUACUUAGAACUUUUAGGAAUUAAUUAAGAAACCUUUUCAUAAAUAAUACUGAGAAGAAAAUAAAUAGAUCUUAUACCUAAAAAAGUAGAUAUAUCCAACUAGAGUUUAGCUUCCAUAUAAAGCUUUAAAACUGAAAAUGGAGAUAACCAUAUAUCUGAAAUUAUCACUUUUGAUGGAUUUUAAAUUAAAUUAUUCUUUAAAACCAAAAAUUAUGGCCAUCUUUUUCCAAAUAAUGAGGUUUUAGAUGGUAAAAGCGAGUAUUUCUUUUUCAUCACAGAAAUAGAUGUUAAUAUGCAAGAUUUAAAUUAACUUAUUAAUUAUAGAUAAAAAUUAAUUGAUCAUUCUAAACUCACCUAUGAUGAUUUUAUUAAAAAAGAGCUAUCCUAUCUUUUUGAGGAUGUAGAAUAUUCAAUACACUCAUAGGCAUUCUUAGAGAAAUAUUAUGGUGAAAAUAUCAAAAAGCUCAAACAAAAGUAGUUACUAUAAUGUACUUACAAAGACAUCUAAAUUUGA
Molecule: messenger RNA, 1073 nt
Organism: Tetrahymena thermophila SB210
Lineage: Eukaryota; Ciliophora; Oligohymenophorea; Hymenostomatida; Tetrahymenidae
Exons: 1
Source: RefSeq, a predicted model, not a curated record